ACAAACUCUGUGCCUCUAAUUCCUCCCCUACUUUCCGGUUGCCGCCCCCAUUCCGUACAAACCGGCCGACGAUGUUGGCCGCCGGCGCUCGCGUUUCCCACCACCUUCGGGAGUGCGACUGCCACUUCGGCUUCCGGUUAAACUCAGGCCUUCCCUCCUCCUCCUCUUCCGCCGUCGUCCCCUUUCCUCCGAUAUGGCCUCGGAAGCCCACUUCUUCCCCUUCAAUUUCUCACCGCUCCCAACGACGUGGGUACUCUUUCUUUUGCUCCAUUGUCCCCUCCUUCGCCGCCGGCGAACCCCCCAUUCUUUCCGAUUGUUUUGGUUAUCGAGGAGGUGGUCGGGUAGUCUCUGUGACAGGGGGAAUAGUAGCGUUAGGAAAAUUUGAUGCUCUCCAUGUUGGUCAUCGAGAGCUUGCAAUUCAAGCAUCAAAGCUUGGAUCUCCAUUUCUAUUGUCAUUUGUUGGAAUUGCUCAAGUACUUGGCUGGGAACCUAGGGCUCCCGUAGUCGCUCAAUGCGACAGGACUCGAGUUCUUUCCUCGUGGGCACCAUUCUGCAGAAACAUGGCUCCAUCAGAAUAUCAGAUUCAAUUUUCAAGUGUUCGUCAUCUAACUCCACGAGAAUUUGUCGUGAAACUCUCGAACGAGCUCGGUGUUCGUGGAGUUGUGGCAGGUGAAAGUUAUAGGUUUGGAUAUAAAGCAGCAGGCGACACAGCCGAGUACGGGGUAGGCGCUUAUAUCAUAAAAUCCGUGAUGGAUAAGAACCAAGAAUUUACGGAUUCAACCAAUUCAAAGGAGCAAGGACAAGUGUUGUCUACUCGGGUUCGCUACACCCUUUCGACAGGUGAUAUGAAAUACGUCUCCGAGCUUUUAGGCUGUAGACAUCGUCUAGUUUUGAUGGCGAAAGACGUAGAGGGAUUAAGUUAUAGCAAUAGUAGAGUGUCAGUUCCAAGAUCAUGUUCAUUAAACUUAGCACCAAAAGAAGGUUUAUAUGAUAAGUGCUUUGUCUGGUCGUUUGAUCAGAACUUGACUCCAUGUCGGGUCGUUAUUGACUCGAGUCAUGUUCAUAUCGAGUUAGAUGAGUUAGCUACGUGUCGUCAUCCUGUAGGAACCGAUGACUACAUAAGUGUUGAGUUUGACGAUGAAGGAGUAUGAUUAUAUUCGAUU
Molecule: messenger RNA, 1163 nt
Organism: Cucurbita moschata (crookneck pumpkin)
Lineage: Eukaryota; Viridiplantae; Streptophyta; Magnoliopsida; Cucurbitales; Cucurbitaceae
Product: FAD synthetase 2, chloroplastic-like
Exons: 5
Coding region: 72-1151 (359 amino acids)
Biological process (GO): biosynthetic process; C-terminal protein methylation
Cellular component (GO): endoplasmic reticulum
Molecular function (GO): protein C-terminal S-isoprenylcysteine carboxyl O-methyltransferase activity
Source: RefSeq, a predicted model, not a curated record